UAUUUUUAUGGACAGUACUCUCUUGCUCACUCGGCACUUCCUCUCUUUGGUUAGAACCGUGAGGGCAAUAUUGUUUAGCUGUGAAGCAUCAACCAAUCAGAUUUCUCUACCUGCUUCAUACUAUUAAGCUGGUUACCCCCGCUUCGUUCACUAAGGUGAAGCACUACUGUAUGUUGUCGAGGGGCAAAUCUCAAACAAAUACAGUAAAUACAUACUUACCUCAUCUCUCACUCUGUGAUCGCACAAUGUGCGAUGUUGUGCGUGUUGCCUGUGCUAUAAAAAUGAUCAUGCUAACUGCUAUGCAAAUGAAUGAUGAUAUUUAUGAUGGAUAUAAUAAUUAUCCAACAGUAUAUAAUAUUAAAGAUUUUGAGCAAGAUGAAUAUUUUCAUGAAGCUCUUAACACAAGUUACGGACGAAGAUCGCUUUUCACUGCAAAAGCACCUGGAACUGCAAUGCGUUUAGGCACAUCAACCGGAUUUCAUAGGUCUGGUACUGGUAUAUCUAUACGUCCAUCUACUAGUGGAGUUCGUCCAAUGACAGCAGUCAGGGGUGCUGGUUACACCAGUAGCAGUCGUCAAACAUUUGAUCCACUUAAUAUGGGAAAUACUGUUAAAGGAGCUGCACCACCUUUAGAAAGUGGAAAAGAAGACACACCAGAAGAAAAGAUAAAAGUAGCUGAAAGGAAAAUAAUGGAGUUAAUUGAAAGUUCAGUAGAGGCAGCAUACGAGAAUAAUGCGAAAGUUGCUUUAGAAAGAGCAAGGGAAGCAUCAUCGCGAGAGCGAGCUUUAAUUCGAUUAGAGGAACAGGCUGGACUCAGUGACAACCAUAAUGUUGACUUAACAUUUGCUGUUAUUUUUAAUUUAGCAACUCAGUAUACCAAUAAUGACAUGUUUACUGAAGCCAUCGCUACUUAUCAGGCCAUAACAAAGAACCGAGCAUUUGGCAACAAUGCUAGGUUGAAAGUAAACAUGGGAAAUAUAUAUGUUAAAAUAGGACAAUUGUCUCAAGCAAUUAAAAUGUACAGGAUGGCAUUUGAUCAAGCAUCAGCUGCUCAUAAAGAUUUAAGAAUAAAAAUAAUGCAUAACAUUGGAAUGUUGUUUGUACAAAUGGGUCGUUUGGAAGAAGCAGCUAAUAGUUUUGAAUGGGUUAUGAAAGAAAGAGCUGAAUUUAAAGCAGGGUUGCAUACUGUUUUGUGCCAUUUUGCAUUGUCUCAUAGGGAUAAAAUGAAAAGGGCAUUUUUAGAAUUACUAGAAGUUCAGCUUAACAUAGAUCAGGAGGACAGAUAUAACAUAAGUACCGACGAUGUUACUUCUAACAUAUUAAAUGAAAUUCUGAAGAAUGAUGAUUUAUCAAAGCUAGAAAAAGAAUUGAAGUCUGAAGCUGAGAAAACUAUACUAUCUGCUGCUAAAUUAAUAGCACCUGUUAUUGAAGAUACGCUCACAGCUGGUUUUGCUUGGUGCGUUGAUGCUAUAAAAUCUUCAGCUUAUGGACCUCUAGCUGCUGAUUUAGAAAUAAAUAAAGCAAUGGUGUUCUUGCAUAACAGAGAAACACAGCUUGCCAUUGAUACCUUAAAAAUGUUUGAAAACCGAGAAAGUAAAGUUAAUAGCGCAGCUGCGACCACGCUAUCAUUUAUUUACUUUCUACAAGGAGAUUAUGAACAAGCAGAAAAUUGUGGAGAAAUCGCUCGAAAGGCAGAUUGUUAUAAUGCAGCUGCUUAUGUAAAUUUAUCAGCUUGUGCAAUCAGAAAAGGCGAAUUAGAUGUAGCUAGGGAGUUUCUUUUAUGUGCGCUGGAUACAGACGCUAGUCACGUACAGGCACUUUAUAGUUUAGGAUUAGUCUAUAAAAAGCAAGGCAUGUAUGAACAAGCUUUGGAAUGUUUUUGGAAAGUUCGUAACAUAGUCAGACAUGAUCCACAAACACUGUACCAAAUUGGUCAUUUGUAUCAGCUCAUGAAUGAUGUAGAUCAAGCAGCAGAAUGGUACAAUCAAUUACUUGGUAUCAUACCAUCUGAUCCUGGAGUUUUGCAAAAAUUGGGUGAAAUGUAUGAUGCUAGUGGUGAUAAACAACAAGCAUAUCAGUUGUAUAGUGAUUCAUAUAGGUACUUUCCUGCAAAUUUCGAAGUAAUUGACUGGCUUGGAUCAUAUUUUGUAACAAUGCAGGUUGCGGAAAAAGCUUUAACUUAUUUCAAAAAAGCAGUAGAGUUGGCUCCUAGUGAACCGAGAUGGAGAUUGCUUGUUGCUGCAUGUUUGAGACGAACAGGUCAAUUCCACAAAGCUCUAUUGGAGUAUCAAGAUAUCCACGAGAAGUUUCCUGAAAACAUUGAAUGUCUCAAGUUUUUGAUUCGACUAUGUAGUGAUCUCGGUUUAAAAGAAGCACAAAUGUAUGCAACAGAAUUAAAACGUGCUGAAAAGGCAAAGGAAUUAAAAGAUAGACAAGGAUCGGCACGACCAGGAUCAAGAAGGACCAAUAGCGGAGCAUCAUCACGGACUGGAUCUGGAAUGAGCAUGUUGUCGGAUCACAGAUCAAGUCCUAUUCCUGGUAGAAGAGACAAUCAAGGCUUGAGCAGUGCUGGCAUCUCAAGAUCUAAUCGUAUGUCUACAAUUGAGAAUUAUUCAGAAGCAGCAAAUGAUUCGAAUGAUCGUACAGGUACACCUUACGUAGAUCCAAUAGGUCCUUUACCUACUCGACCCAUGACAUCUGCUGGAAAAAGGGACGACGACUUCGGAGAUGAAGAACUUGGCGAUGAUCUUUUACCGGAGUAACGUGAAUAUAGUAUCCUUUCACUUCUAUGUUAUAGUUUUGCAUAUUGUAUCACUUGUAUCAAUAUUUAUAAAAUGAUAUACAGUCGAAGUUCAUGCAUGUAAAACUGAAUCUAGCGUUAAAAAUAUCUUAAUUUUAUGUUGACUAAGUUGAUCUAUACUAAAACGAACAAUGUUUGAAUAUACUUAUUUUUGCAUAAGUAAAUUAGUGAAAACAAAUCUAAAUAUUUUAAAUAACAACUGCUAAUCUCACAUUUCUGCAUAAAUAAACUAGUGAAAAUAAAUCUAAA
Megalopta genalis is the source of this 3049-nucleotide messenger RNA. The record is from RefSeq and is a predicted model, not a curated record. NCBI's taxonomy places the organism in Eukaryota, Metazoa, Arthropoda, Insecta, Hymenoptera, Halictidae.